This is a messenger RNA of Monopterus albus (swamp eel), 2895 nucleotides long. It is a transcript of the gene nup93, whose product is annotated as nucleoporin 93. Bases 167 to 2629 code for a protein of 820 amino acids. Gene Ontology annotation, molecular function: structural constituent of nuclear pore. Lineage: Eukaryota; Metazoa; Chordata; Actinopteri; Synbranchiformes; Synbranchidae. The record is from RefSeq and is a predicted model, not a curated record. Gene Ontology annotation, cellular component: nuclear pore. The transcript is spliced from 22 exons. Gene Ontology annotation, biological process: protein import into nucleus; poly(A)+ mRNA export from nucleus.
UACGGACUGGGCGUCGUCCAAUCAGCUUCGACUCCAGAAGUCCCGGCCCAAUUAUUGUACUUUCGUGCAUGUGUUGCUGAAUAAAACCAAAUAAAUGGGAGUCAUAAGCGCAUUCUCUUGAGGUGUACAGAGGGGCUCAUACUUACAUCUGUACUAUACAGCAGGUAUGGAUGCAGAGGGAUUUGGGGAGCUGCUCCAGCAGGCAGAGCAGCUGGCCGCAGAGACAGAAGCAGUGUCAGAGCUGCCGCAUGUUGAGAGGAACCUCCAGGAGAUCCAGCAGGCGGGUGAGAGGCUUCGAUCCCGUACCCUGACCCGCACCUCACAAGAUGCUGCUGACGUAAAAGCGUCAAUCCUCCUCGGUUCCAGAGGUUUAGACAUCUUCCACAUUUCUCAGAGGUUGGAAAGUCUAAGUGCUGCCACCACAUUUGAGCCACUGGAGCCAGUCAAAGACACGGACAUACAGGGCUUCUUGAAGAAUGAGAGGGACAACGCCCUUCUGUCAGCCAUAGAGGAGUCUCGCCGCAGGACGUUCCUGUUGGCUGAGGAGUACCAUCGUGAGUCCAUGCUGGUUCAGUGGGAGCAGGUGAAGCAGAGAGUUCUGCACACAUUACUUGGAGCAGGAGAGGAUGCGCUGGACUUCAGUCAGGAUGUGGAGCCAAGCUUGAUCAGUGAAGUAACCGCUCCUGGAAGGAGUGUGUUAGACAGCGUGGAGGUGGCUUAUGGACGACAGAUCUACAUUUUCAAUGAAAAGAUAGUGAAUGGUCACAUCCAGCCAAAUCUAGGGGAUUUAUGUGCUUCUGUGGCAGAAGUCCUGGAUGACAAGAAUGUAUCAGAGAUGUGGCUGAUGGUGAAGCAGAUGACCGAUGUGUUGCUGGUUCCAGCUAAAGACACCCUCAAAAGUCGCAUUUCUGUUGAAAUGCAGAUGGCCUUUGUGCACCAGGCGCUGAGCUUCCUUGAGAAUGGUUAUAAAAACUACGCCAUGGUUACUGUGUUUGGGAACCUCCAUCAGGCCCAACUAGGUGGGGUGCCAGGAACAUACCAACUAGUCCACAGCUUCCUCAACAUUAAACAACCAGGACCCCUGCCUGGCAUGCAGGAUGGUGAGAUAGAGGGCCACCCAGUGUGGGCUGUCAUUUACUAUUGUCUGCGCUGCGGAGAUCUGAAUGCAGCCAUGCAGGUGGUGAACAGAGUGCAGCAUCAGCUAGGAGACUUCAAGACCUGGUUCCAGGAGUACAUGAAGAGCCCUGACAGGCGCCUUUCCCCAAUUUCAGAGAACAAGCUUCGUCUCCACUACCGUAGAGUGCUAAGGAACAGCGCUGACCCCUACAAGAGAGCCGUGUACUGCCUGAUUGGCAAGUGUGACAUCAGUGAUAACCAUGGAGAGGUGGCAGACAAGACUGAAGAUUACCUCUGGCUUAAGUUGAACCAGGUGUGUUUUGAUGAUGACGGCAGCAGUUCUCCUCAGGACAGGCUGCCCCUGCCACAGCUACAGAAGCAGAUCCUGGAAGACUAUGGAGAGUCCCAUUUCGCUGCGAGCCAGCAGCCCUUCCUGUAUUUCCAGGUGUUGUUCCUAACAGCUCAGUUUGAGGCAGCGGUGGCUUUCUUGUUUCGUGUCGAGAGACUUCGGAGUCAUGCUGUGCAUGUGGCAUUGGUCCUGUAUGAGCUACGGCUGCUGCUGAAGUCUUCUGGCCAGAGUGCUCAGUUGUUGAGUCAGGAGCCCGGGGACCCUGCCAUGGUUCGUCGCCUCAACUUCAUCCGUCUGCUCAUGCUUUACACUCGCAAGUUUGAGUCCACUGACCCACGGGAAGCCCUGCAGUACUUUUACUUCUUACGUAAUGAGAAGGACAGCCAGGGAGAAAACAUGUUCAUGCGUUGUGUCAGUGAACUUGUCAUUGAAAGUCGAGAGUUCGACAUGUUGUUGGGGAGAUUAGAGAAGGAUGGCAGCAGGAAGCCUGGAGUCAUAGACAAGUUUACUGAGAACAGCAGAACUAUCAUCAGUAAAGUGGCUCUGGAGGCCGAGAACAAGGGCUUGUUUGAGGAGGCAGUCAAACUCUACGAACUGGCCAAGAACCCAGAUAAGGUGUUGGAGCUGAUGAACAGAUUGUUGAGUCCGGUCAUUGCCCAGGUCAGUGCGCCUCAGUCCAACAAGGAGAGGCUAAAAAACACUGCAGUGGCCAUUGCUGAGAGGUAUCGUUCUCAGGGCAUCGCAGGAGAGAAGUCAGUUGAUAGCACUUUCUACCUGCUGCUGGACCUGAUGACGUUCUUUGAUGAGUACCACGCAGGUCAUGUUGACAGAGCCUAUGAUGUGAUGGAGCGUUUAAAGCUUCUUCCUCUCAGUCAGGACAGUGUGGAGGAGAGAGUGGCUGCUUUCAGGAACUUCAGUGAUGAGGUGCGACACAACCUAUCCGAGGUGCUGUUGGCCACCAUGAACAUCCUGUUCACUCAGUACAAACGCCUGAAGGGGGUGCCAGCAGGCACACCAGGACGACCACAGAGGACCAUAGAGGACAGGGACAUGCAACUGCGCAGCCAGGCCAGAGCACUGAUCACCUUUGCUGGUAUGAUUCCCUACAACAUGGCCGGGGACACCAACGCAAGACUGGUGCAGAUGGAAUUACUGAUGAACUGAGUCGAUAUCAACAGACAAGCAUGCAAAAUGUUCCUGACAACCACAAACCUUUUGCGGAUACCAUUGCUCUCACAUUCAGUCAUUUGUCUGCCCGUUCCUGGUGUCAGUCUGUUCUCCUUUUCUUUUUCCCAUUUUGUUAUUUCAUAUUUGUGUCUUUAAUAAUUUGGAGUUUAAAAAAAAUGUACUUUUUGUGUAGCAUGUAGUUGCGUACAGCAUGUAUUUGUUUUUAUUUGAACACAGUCAAUUAAAUUUUUUCAUCCACUCCA